AUGAAGUUGAAGCAGCUGGAAAGUGAACUGUCACAGGUUUCAAAGUUCAAUGACCCAAAGGUUCACUUGGAACAAUACCCAACCACACCCCACUUGGCUGCAAGUAUGAUUUACACUGCUGCAACCACAUUCAACGACAUUGUCGAUCAAUCGAUAGUAGAUUUAGGUGUUGGGUGUGGGAUGCUGACAUGUGCUGCAGGAAUCAUGGGUGCAGCCUACACUAUUGGUAUCGACAUUGAUCUGGAUGCUCUACAUCAAGCACAAGAGAAUUGCGAUACAUUGGAGGUCGAUGUAGAUUUGAUUCACAUGAAUGUUAGAUGUCUACUGGAGGGUAUGGAAUCAAGAGGGUUGAUGGCCAAUACGGUUCUGAUGAAUCCGCCGUUUGGAACCAAAGGGAAUAAAGGAAUUGAUAUGGUUUUCUUGCAAGCUGCUUCUAAAAUCGCUCGCAAUGCCAUUUACAGUCUACAUAAAACGAGCACUAGAGAUUAUAUACUCAAAAAAGCAAGAGAGUGGAAUCUCGAGGGCCAAGUGAUUGCUGAGCUGCGAUACAAUAUUGAUGCUUCGUACAAGUUUCACAAGAAAAAGUCUGUUGAUGUUCAGGUUGAUUUCUGGAGAUUUCAAGUCAUUGAGAAAUAA
This is a messenger RNA of Batrachochytrium dendrobatidis JAM81, 636 nucleotides long. RefSeq lists its product as uncharacterized. Gene Ontology annotation, molecular function: rRNA (adenine-N6-)-methyltransferase activity. The record is from RefSeq and is a predicted model, not a curated record. NCBI's taxonomy places the organism in Eukaryota, Fungi, Chytridiomycota, Chytridiomycetes, Rhizophydiales. The transcript is spliced from 3 exons. Bases 1 to 636 code for a protein of 211 amino acids. Gene Ontology annotation, biological process: rRNA methylation.